CCUAGUCAGCGGAUCAGUAUCUCAUUCAUUUAACAACCAACAGAUCAUCUACUUUGCACGUGUGUUAAAAUGGCUACCGGUGGGAAAGAGCUGAGUCAGAUGUCAUGCGAAGAUUUUGGGGAAUUCAAGGUAGCUUACCCUACUGUAAUGUUCAAAUACAUCGGCUGUAAUAUUGUUUGUGUUAAGGUGCUAAUAUUUGAAAAACAGUGCAACAGUGCAUUUGCAUUCAGUUGCAUUGCUGGGCAACGUAGUCCAAUAUUUAAGAGGCCAGAGCUCGAUCUCGUCAACUGCCUUACCCGAAAUUUAUAAUUAUGAUAGGCAUAGCAUUUUACUGUCAUUCUCUGUCAAUUAACCGCAACUGAUCACUAUUGAAGGGUAAAGACGAACGGUUGAAGAGUUCUACGGAUCUGGACCUCUGCUGGAUACAGUUUAUGAAUUUAGAUUUUUUUUCCAUGGGGAGGAGGGGGGUGGAGGCAGAGGUUGUUGAGAGGGUGUGCUGAUGGGAUUGUGAUAUCCUUACAAUAUACCAGACUCUAAGGUAGUGCCAUGUUUGUUUGGACCCUUUAACUUGAAGAGACCCAAUCAAACUUACCCUAUUGCAGAUUUACCAUUUUCAAGAAAACUUAUUACUUUGUAGUCCCAUACCACCAGAGUUCUUUUCCCAAAGAGGCCCAAAGAGAAAUUGUGGGAAUCAUUAUCAUAGGGAAAUUCUCCAUAUCAUGAAAAGUUGCCCUGUGAAAUGUAACCAAAAUUUUUCAUACUAAUCUGCUACAUCCAAACCCUAACCCAGACCCUAUUUAAGACGAGAAACAUUACCACAUUUUGGGACCAGAUAUGAAAAAAAUUUACUGGAAAGGAACCAGAAUGGAUCAAUCACUAUGAGAAAAAUGAGCUUAUUUCUGUAGCCUUAGGUGACCAAGAGAAUUGCUUCUCUUCAUGGAUGUAAUACUAACCUUUCAGCAUUUUGUAUUCUUCAGUGGAGGGAGAUGCUUUUAGAGGGGAGUGUCUUCCCCAUAAAAACAUUUUUAACCCUUAAACUGUUAACAGUGUCUAGCAUCUAAUUUCUCCUUACAAUAUUACCUCUGAAUCACACCUAAAGGAUACACAAAUAAAGGAACUGAUCACCAACUAAAGAUGCUCUUGAUUGUUAAACAAAUUCUCCUUGUCAGCACCUUAGAAAAUGUACAUAGAUAAGUAUGUAGAAUAUGCAUACUGAUGUUAGCAUGUAAAGGGUUAAAAUGACUCGGUCAGAGCUUGAUGCAGGAACUUGUAUCCAGAGUAUGGUGUGUUGACUAUGAGGCCCAUGGAUCUCUCAUGAAGAAAAGCCAAAAUAAAAUAACUUUUUUGUUUACCUGGUCUUAUUGCAGGAAGCAUUGAAGGUUCUUAGACUUGUUGAUGAUACAAUCAUUUACAAAUUAAACACAAGUAUUCCAACAGAUUCCUUUGUUGGAGAAAUCAAUGCUGAACAAAAAUGUCAAGAACUUUAUAAUGAGGUAAAUAAGAAACAAUAUCGAGGUGUAUUGCUAUAACCAUCAACUUGUUUAAAAAAAAAUGGCUUAAGUGUUUGGAUCAGUAAGUUUAUUAAGAUUAUAAGGAUAUACCUGGGUUGACUCAGUUGUUGUAAUAACAAGGAGGUUAUAAGCACUUUGUUAGUAAACACCAAAGAUGGGAGACUUGUCUGCCUGCUACCCAGAAUUCUAAGAGGAAUAUUUUAACAUCCUGAGGGAUUUUCUUUGUGCAGAUGUGAUGGAGAAUAUGCUUGUGUUACUUUGCACUUUUUCCUCUGCUACAAUUCUGUAUGAAAACCCUUCAUACUGAAGGGUCCAUGUUAAUUAGAUUGUCUACUUAAUCUUUACCAUCAUUGUUAUUAAUUUGUCUUGAAAACAGCAGCUUCUCACUCAUUAGUGUAAUUGCUAUUAAGGAUAUCGUCGAGCUUCUGCUUGUUUUUUGUGAAAAAAAAUUGUUUAGUUUAACAUCCCAUUUGAAGCAUAACCAUCAUAGACUACUUGUCAAUGGAAAGGUUAUGAGAUGCACUAUGUGACAAAAAUUGUUCUGUUUUAGCUUGAUCUGGUUGUAACCUGACCAAGGCGCAACAAUUUGAAAUGGAUUGUGAGGCCAAGUUUGUUUUUAGAAGUCCUCACCCAUUUUCAGUCCCAUGGCAAGUUCCUAAAUAAGGCCAAGUAAUGAGGCUUUCAGAAAUAGAUGAAGUAGCACUGACAACAUUGUACAUUAUUGUUUGAGUGACUCAGUUUAAAUUAUUUUUACUACUUUAUUUCAUUUUUUUUCUUUAAUCUAAAGUUGAUGUCAGGUUACAAGACAAGAGAUCAGGCCAUAAAGAAAUGCAUCACAGAAGUUUCUGAAAACACCAAACAACUUAGAGAAGAAACAGAAAAGAACCCUGAGAAUGGUCAAAUUAUGAGAAAUCUUAAAAAAGAACAAACAAAGGUAACAGCAAUAUGAAGGAGUGGGAAUUUGAUAAUGGGAAUUUAGCAGUAUACAUUCCAUAAAGUGGCUCUUUUAGUCCACUGUUUGCAGGUCAUAUUGGAAUGUUGAAUGUUGGUUUUCAUGGAGGGGGGUAAAGCGAAAGACCCAGAGGAAAAACCCAUUGAUAGCAGGGAUGAGAAGCAACAACAAACUAAACCCACCUGUGAAGCCAAGUUUGGGAAUCGAACCCUGGCCACAGCAGAGUGAAUCAAGUGCUCUCACUACUAUCCUAUCCCUGCUCCCCUAUCAUUUUUCCUCAACAUCAUCCAGCUAAAAGCCUGUUACUCGUAGUAUACAAACCAUACCUGUGGAAUUUUAACUCUUUUCUUGAGUGGACAUUCAACUUUUUUCAAAUUGAUUUGGAUGAGCUCUUUGCUGUGUGAGAGAAAAUACUCUCUAUGCAAUUGAUAGUGAGGGUCAAAGCUGGAAAGUUGGUUGGUAUAUUCCAGUUUUUCCUGUCAUUAACUCUUCAACUACCAUGACUGACCAAAACAUAAUUUCUUCUUACCACAACAAUGCUGUGUCAAGCAGACAAAAGAUGAGAAGAAAGAAAGAUAUCAGUAGGUGAUUAUUUGUUGAUCCAAUACCAAAUUCUCCAAAGUAACGUCAUAAGUAUUGAAUUGCAGACAGUAAGUAGAAUUUAUAAUUAAAUCUUUGGAGGGUGAGGUUAUACACAAGCCUGAUCACUAUCAGACCCUUGAAGGAUUCUUUCCAGCUUACAUGGCUUUUUCUGUUCAUUUACAGCUUAGGUUAAUGCAAACUGAACUUAGCGUCGAAGAGGUUUUACAAAAUAGGACCCUUAAGGUGGGUUUUUACAAGAUGUCUUUUGCACCUUGUGCUCCAUUCCAUGCACAGAAUGAAGUAUUGAUGUCUGUCAAUACUUUUAACCCUUUAAUCCCUAAGGGUGACAAGGUUCUAAUUUCUCCUUACAAUAUCACCCUUGAAUAAAAGGUUUAAGUCACGAGAAUAAAGGAAAUGAUCAGCAACCAAAAAAACUCUUGAUGGUUUUACAAAUUCUCCCUGUUAGAACCUAGGAAAUGUACAGAGAACAGUAUGGAGAAUAUGCAUAAUGAUGUUAGGGUGUAAAGGGUUAAAUAUUGAAGGAGGAACGUAAACAAGAUUACAGAAUUUUAGAAUAGGAGUGAUGAGUGAAGUUUUAUUUCUGUCAUGAUUAUAAAGACAUUGUAGUUUCUAAUGUUUUUGUUUGUAAUACUUGAACAAUAUCUUUGCUUCACCAUUGGAAAUGUGUUUACCAGCAUCUCACCCGAAACCAUGGUGUCAUAUUGAUAAAAUUUUUAAACUAUUUUCCCAUUUUUGACUUUCUGUUUUUGACUGUAAAAUUAAUAUUAACUCUUGUUUUUGCAUCACAGGCUUUUAAUGGACGAUGCUGGAAGUAUUUCAAACCACAAUGAUGUCUGCAACAUACAAUUACAAUUAAUUCAGUUGAUUUUAACUUGUAUCUUAUCCCAUGUAUGUAUUGAUUUGAUGGGUGUUUCUGUUACUCAGUGGGACUGCAGUUUAGGUAGAGGGGCCAGUGAAGGUUAUUGACUUUGUUGGACUACACAGACAGCAAAGCACCACAGUUGUCUAUCUUUUUUCUUCAUACUUCUUGAUCAAACAACAGAGCCUGUAAAUAUUUCUUUUUCCAUUUUCCUGUGUUUUUCUGGAAGUUUUUCCUUUGGUUAUUAGCGAUGGUUGUCUGUUGAGUUCUAAACUAGGAUCACAGUUGAUGCAUUCAAACCAUACUGUCCUUUCUAGCAAAGCACUUGUACCAAAUGCACUUAAAUAAUGGUGAAACAAACCUUCACAAUUAACUGUUUUGCUGUUUAUGGUAGUCUUGGGUAUUUCAUUACUCUAGUCAUUGACUUAUGUUUAAGGUGACUUAUUUGAUCACUAGCCUUCUUCACAAAUUUGUGAUUUUAAAAUAUUGUGAAGCAAGUUAUUAAUCACAGUGAUGAGGUUGAAGCAUUGUGUAAUUCUGGGCCUUAGAGUAUCAUUGAAAAAAGUCUUGUGGGGGAGGGCACCACAGAGUUCAUGAUCACUGGUCCCUAAUGAUAGUUUGGAGAAAAUAAAAGCUGUUAGAAUAAUGCAUAACUGACGAGUCUCAAUGGAAACCUGGGUUGUUUGGUAACUAUUAAAAAGACAAAUAAUAAUAUUGAUAAUGCUCUGUGUUUCUUCACCAGAGUUAGCAUUCAGAGCAUCUUAAUUGGAGUUGUUUCUUGGCUGCUGCUCUAUAUGGCUCAUUGAUAUGCACCAAUUGUUAAAACAGAUUCAAUUUAAAAUAAAUAUUUUGUACAGCAUGUUUUACUUAUGUUGUCUUUAAGAAGUCAAAGUUACCAGUAAUUACAUAUUUCAAUUUUUCUGAUUUACCAUUGUUUGAUAAGAAAUGCCCUUUUGAGUAUAGUGUUUUUGUCAAUGGCUUUGUUAAAAAGACUGCAACCAAUUGUCAUAAGUUGGUUAUUAGUAAGGGAUUCCUCACAUGGUCAAACAUCAU
This is a messenger RNA of Pocillopora meandrina, 4978 nucleotides long. The record is from the annotation of a GenBank genome assembly. NCBI's taxonomy places the organism in Eukaryota, Metazoa, Cnidaria, Anthozoa, Scleractinia, Pocilloporidae.